This is a messenger RNA of Arabidopsis thaliana (thale cress), 903 nucleotides long. RefSeq lists its product as uncharacterized. Bases 1 to 903 code for a protein of 300 amino acids. NCBI's taxonomy places the organism in Eukaryota, Viridiplantae, Streptophyta, Magnoliopsida, Brassicales, Brassicaceae. The transcript has a single exon. The record is from RefSeq and is marked reviewed.
AUGUCUCUUCUCAACGCACAAGAACUACAUGUUUUCCAUGCUCAAGACAGAGAGAUAUUCUCUAAAUUGGUCCUCAAAUUCUCAAGGCCUCCAGCUGAGUCACUUCUUGUCAUGGCCACAUGGCUUUGGCUCGAGGACUUUGGCUUUGAAAACAUUUUCUCAAUCAUCCUCACUCUCACAGAUCCACUCAUUGCCGGUCUUGCUUACGAAGCUGUCUCAUGCUUUCAGUGCCUUUCUUUAAACAAUCCCCCAAUUGGCCGAAUCCCUCUCACCACAAAAUAUCUGAAAAAGAAUAUAUCACUCCAAAUGAUCUACAAAAAUCGAUAUAGUGCUAUCACAGGAAUCAAAAACUUCUUAACCACUGUUUGUACCAGAAUCUUCACCGACAUCCUUCUACGAGUUCUUCCACCUUCUUCAAUGUCUUCCUUUGACGCAAGACUUCGCCAACCUCUUCAAAUCCCCGGGUUCCCUCAUCCGAUUUUUGGAAGCAUCAAUGUGAUGCCUAAUGAAGUUGAUAGGGAUAAUUUCUCCAACAAGAACAACAACUUAUUUUUCAUCCCAAAUGGUCUAUGGGGCUGGAACGCUAAUUGCAUCGCCACUGAGAACGAUCGGACCUUGUUUUUAACAUUUUCUCGUGGUUAUCCAGUGACUCAUGCUGAGAUAAUUGAGCUCUUUACCAAGGAGUAUGGAGAAAAUUGUGUUGAGGGAGUUUACAUGCAACAUGACAACAAAAGAUCUUUCAAUGCAAACGCAAAUAGGAGCUGCGAGCAACAAUCACUAUUUGCGAGGCUUGUCUUGGACUCGGUUACUACCGUGGACCGCGUACUCGAUGACGAGCAGAAAAAAGAGCUUAUGAUUUACGGAAAGAACAUUUGGGCUCGUAAGUAUGAUAAGAGGGAGUGA